Molecule: messenger RNA, 1983 nt
Organism: Phragmites australis (common reed)
Lineage: Eukaryota; Viridiplantae; Streptophyta; Magnoliopsida; Poales; Poaceae
Product: aspartic proteinase 36-like
Exons: 10
Coding region: 290-1813 (507 amino acids)
Biological process (GO): proteolysis
Molecular function (GO): aspartic-type endopeptidase activity
Source: RefSeq, a predicted model, not a curated record
CAGAGAGGGCGGCGCGCGCACAGCCCACACGAAAUUAGAGAAGGGCUCCUUUCCCACUCUUUCUCACUUUGCCCCCUGAAAUCCUACCUCGCUUAAAAUAUAGGGCCUGGAGGAGGGGGUAUAUACGCUGCGCCGCGUAAUUAAAGGCUGCUUUGAGCCCUUGAGGGCAAAAAGGGCCGUGAAAUUUUGCUACGCGCACGCGCAGCCGCCGCGCCAAGGAGCGGCCGCUCUUUCCCUUCGUCUCGCCGCGUCGGGACUCGUGAGACGGGACCCCGCAGCGGCUGUCCCGAUGAGGCUGCCGGGGGUGGCGGUGGCGGUGGCCGUGCUGGCGGUGGUCCUGGUUGGUGCGGGUGCGGCUUCGGCGGCGCCGCUUCCUUCGGCGCUGAGGCUGGAGCGCGCGGUGCCCCACAAGGGGGUGCCACUGGAGCACCUCAAGGAGCGGGACAGGGCGCGGCACCGGCACUCGAGGAGGGGGCUGCUCGGGGGCGCGCCCGCCGUCGCUGGCGUGGUGGACUUCCCCGUGGAGGGCUCCGCCAACCCGUACAUGGUCGGGCUCUAUUUUACCCGUGUGAAAUUGGGAAACCCAGCAAAGGAAUUCUUUGUCCAGAUAGACACAGGCAGUGACAUAUUGUGGGUAACUUGCAGUCCUUGCACUGGUUGCCCGACAUCAAGUGGACUCAAUAUCCAGUUGGGGUCCUUCAGCCCUGACUCUUCAUCAACAUCAUCCAGGAUAACAUGCUCGGAUGAUAGAUGUACAGCUGCCCUCCAAACAGGGGAAGCAGUCUGCCAAUCCUCGUACUCCCCAAGCAGCCCUUGUGGGUACACUUUCACCUAUGGUGAUGGGAGUGGCACAUCAGGGUACUACGUGUCUGACACGAUGUAUUUCGAUACUGUCAUGGGAAAUGAGCAGACUGCUAAUUCUUCUGCCUCUAUUGUUUUCGGAUGUAGCAACUCACAGUCAGGAGACCUGACGAAGGCAGAUAGGGCAGUUGAUGGGAUCUUUGGGUUUGGACAGCAUCAACUGUCUGUCGUUUCACAGCUGAACUCUCUUGGGGUGUCCCCUAAGGUGUUUUCUCAUUGCCUGAAAGGUUCAGACAAUGGUGGUGGCAUUCUUGUGCUUGGUGAAAUUGUGGAGCCAGGAUUAGUCUAUACUCCACUUGUUCCAUCACAGCCUCAUUACAACUUGAAUUUGGAGAACAUUGCGGUCAAUGGCCAAAAGCUGCCCAUUGAUUCCUCCUUAUUUACAACAUCAAAUGCACAGGGAACAAUCGUGGAUUCAGGAACAACAUUGGCAUACCUUGCAGAUGGAGCCUAUGAUCCAUUUGUUAGUGCGAUAGCUGCUGCAGUCUCUCCAUCUGUACGUUCUCUUGUCAGCAAAGGGAACCAAUGUUUUAUUACUUCCAGCAGUGUUGACUCGUUGUUUCCAACUGUGACCCUUUAUUUUAUGGGUGGUGUUGCGAUGACAGUGAAGCCGGAGAACUAUCUUUUGCAGCAGACUUCUGUUGACAACAAUGUAUUGUGGUGCAUUGGCUGGCAAAGGAACCAGGGCCAAGCAAUAACUAUACUCGGAGAUCUUGUUUUAAAGGAUAAGAUACUUGUGUAUGACUUGGGGAACAUGCGAAUGGGCUGGGUUGAUUAUGAUUGUUCGAUGGCGGUGAACGUCACCACGUCGUCAGGGAAGAACCAGUAUGUGAACACUGGGCAGUUCGAUGUGAACGCUUCGCUGCGGCGAACAUCGUACUGGGGCUUGAUACCUUCCGGAGUUGCUGUCAUUCUUGUGCAUAUGCUCAUUUUUGGCGCCUCACGUAGAUAGCAGGGGUUUAACUGACACUGUGAUUCGAUUCUUUAUUGUUGGCGUAUUCAGAGUUCAGAUGUCUCUGCAUAGUCCCACGGGUAAAGAGUUGCCGUGACAUGAGCAUUCUUACUGUACAUACAGAAAAAAAGGUUCAGUGUUCAUGGAGCACCACGGCUUCCAUUCUCAAA